This is a messenger RNA of Carica papaya (papaya), 1082 nucleotides long. It is a transcript of the gene KCR2, whose product is annotated as beta-ketoacyl reductase 2. Gene Ontology annotation, molecular function: ketoreductase activity. Gene Ontology annotation, cellular component: endoplasmic reticulum. The record is from RefSeq and is a predicted model, not a curated record. NCBI's taxonomy places the organism in Eukaryota, Viridiplantae, Streptophyta, Magnoliopsida, Brassicales, Caricaceae.
ACCACAAUGUAUUUACCCCAGUACUCUAAUCUUGUAUCUUUACAUAACAUAUAUAUAUAUAUAUAUACACACACAUACAUAUAUGAACUGAUGAGCCAUAAAAGUGAAAACAUGGCUACCCAACCCACCUCACGGUUUCUUCUUGUAUCUCUUCUGGGUUUCAUCUACCUACUCAAACUGAUUCUUAUCCCUUUCCUCAAAUGGGUCUACACCGUCUUCCUCCGACCACCCAUAAACCUCCACACUUACGGCUCUUGGGUCCUCAUCACCGGAGCCACCGACGGAAUCGGCAAAGCCUUCGCCGUUGAAUUCGCGCGCAGAGGCUUCAAUCUCGUGCUCGUCAGUAGAAACCGGGCCAAGCUUCAAUCUGUCUCAAACCAAAUCAAAUCUUCCUUCCCCAUUACCAAAAUCAAAACCAUUCCCUUCGAUUUCUCUGACUCUAAUCUCUCUUCCGGUGUGGGAUUCAUCCAGGAAGCCAUUGAAGGGCUGGACGUGGGUAUUCUCAUAAACAAUGUGGGAAUAACUUACCCAGAAGCAAUGUAUUUUCACGAGGUUGAUGAGAAAGUCUGGAUGAAUAUUGUAAGGGUUAAUUUGGAGGGUACGACUAUGGUUACCAGAGCUGUUCUUCCAAUGAUGCUGGAGAGGAAGAGAGGUGCGAUUAUCAAUAUCGGUUCGGGUGCCGCCAUUGUUGUACCUUCGCAUCCUCUCUAUGCAAUCUAUGCUGCCACAAAAGCGUAUGUUGAUCAACUAUCAAGAUGUUUAUAUGUGGAGUACAAGCAAUUCGGGAUUGAUGUACAAUGUCAGGUACCAUUAUAUGUUGCCACCAAGAUGGUGAAGAGAGUUGCAGCAAUAGAAAAAGCAACCGUCUUUAUACCAUCUGCAGAAGAUUAUGCAGCCGCCGGAGUCGGUCGAAUAGGGUUCGAACCAAGGUGUACUCCUUACUGGGCUCACUCCCUUCAAUGGUUCUUUGUCCAGUUUCUCCCUGACUCCAUUGUGGAUGCUUGGCGUCUCUCCAUUGGAAUCCGUAGGAGCCAACAUCUCAAGUCUCAAAUCUGAGAAAAUUGGAGAAUGGGUGUUCCACA